GUGAAGUGCGUUCGCGAUGUAGGCCCCGCCUCCCUCUCCUCAGAUAGAACUCCUGGCCCUUUCCUAUCCACUCACCACGGACCCCCGAUCCACUGGCCGAGUACGAUGUCCGCAAAAGAAUACGCAAAGCUCCCACACAGUCAGGAAACCAAGAUCAGGCCGUGCAAUGUCAAUCCCAUCACUGGCAAGAACAUCUCCCCUUUCCACAUCCUCUCAUGCGGGCACUUGGCCGCUGUCAAUGGCGCCGAUUGGAGUUGCGCGUUGAACUGUUUUUAUACUGCCAGCAUCGCCUCCCCUUCGCCUGACUCAGUGCCUGACGUAAAUCACAUCUACUGUGAGUCUUGCCAAAACCUACCCAUUAGCAGCUACGAGGCUAUUCAUCCUGCACACCAUCUACGCCCAGCCUUGUCUCCAACGCAAAUCGUCAUCGGCCACUACACCGACUACGACGAACAAGAACUGGCGAUCCCCUCGUUCUUCGCGAGGUUGAGUCGUCACAGGGACAAUCCCCAAUACAUACACCGUCUUCUCUGCGGCCACGAAGUCUUCUGCGCCACCCCUCGCUCUUGUGCGUCCAACUGCAAACAACAAUCGCACUGCCCGAGCUUCGGUUUUCGAGCGUCUAGACUGGACGAUGCUAUCGUUUGUCGCGAGUGCGUUUCCGAGGCAGAGAAAGUGUAUUUUCAAUUCGCCUCCACCGGUGGAGUUCACGCUCGAGAUAUCGUACAACAGUACGGUGUUUUGAUUCCUAGCAGUCACCCUGUUAGAAUGUCGCUAGAUCGACUCGGCGGGGCGAGUGGUGCAGAAUCAAUGCGAUAUGUGCGCCUAUACGAUGCUGCGGGAUUCAUCUUGAACUGA
Molecule: messenger RNA, 858 nt
Organism: Periconia digitata
Lineage: Eukaryota; Fungi; Ascomycota; Dothideomycetes; Pleosporales; Periconiaceae
Source: the annotation of a GenBank genome assembly